Molecule: messenger RNA, 303 nt
Organism: Lottia gigantea (owl limpet)
Lineage: Eukaryota; Metazoa; Mollusca; Gastropoda; Lottiidae
Exons: 3
Coding region: 1-303 (100 amino acids)
Biological process (GO): DNA integration; DNA recombination
Molecular function (GO): DNA binding
Source: RefSeq, a predicted model, not a curated record
AUGCACCGCCAAUGGAUAGCUCCAGUUGGUCAGAACACAUUGGCCAAAACUGUAAAGAGAAUGUGUACAGCAGUUGGUUUCGAAGGUUUUUACACUAACCAUUCCUUAAGUGCCACGUGCGCGGCCCGUCUGCAUCAAAAUGGUGUCGAAGACCAGUUAAUUAGACGUCGAACAGGUCACAAAAGUAACGCAAUAGACAAUUAUAAAAGAACAAGUAACAAGCAAGAUGCUAUGAUAAGUUGUCUGGUACAAGGUUCGAGAAAACGUAAACUGGAAACCUGUGAAGAACCAGAAUCACAUUAG